Molecule: messenger RNA, 718 nt
Organism: Acyrthosiphon pisum (pea aphid)
Lineage: Eukaryota; Metazoa; Arthropoda; Insecta; Hemiptera; Aphididae
Exons: 1
Coding region: 432-692 (86 amino acids)
Source: RefSeq, a predicted model, not a curated record
UUUUGAACGUUAUCAAUUAGUUAUAACUAUUAUAACUUAUGAACUUGUGAGAAUUAUUUAAAGGCGCGAUGAGCUGAUGAGCGGAGUAGUAGCAUAACAUCAUGCGGGGUACCCUUGUUUUUUACACGGUCAGCCAAUUAUUUAGUGGUGUUGGAAAAAUGCUAAAUAUCUCGAAAUAGAAGGUGAACGGUGUCGGUGGAGGGUUGAAAUCCUUGUGGAAUUCGUGUGACGUGACGUCCGAUAAUCCAUAAAAUAUAACAAUUGCGCGUGGCGUGUCUGUGCAGCUGGAGCUGUUGCCGGAGAUCCUGACCCGGUGCAUAGCGCAGAACCAGCAGAACCUGCAGAACACCAGCAACCUGGCGUCGACGACGGAGUCCAGGCGCAACUUCCUGCACCCGGAAUCGGCGGCCGCGGUGGCCACCGGCGGCCUGAUGCAACCGUCCGUCUCGUCGCCGGCGGGCAGCAUGACCGGCGUCGGCGGCAACCCGCUCAUGUUCCCGUCGUCGUCGGGCGCCCCCGGCAUGAUGUUGGCCAUGGGCAACGGGUCGACGGUCAUGUCGCACUCGCGCAGCGUGCCGCCAACCGGUGCCGGCGGCGCGUCACAUUACCACUGGCCCACCAGUCCCAUAUUGCCGCCCAUCAGCAGCCGGACGCCGCAUUUGGUGCCCGAGCCCAUCCAGCCGUCCAGCUGAGCCCACGCCCGACCGCCGCCCAUCGG